UCCAGGGCCACGUGGCCCUGGCCUUUAGGUAAGCAAAUACUUAACCUGCGGCCGGCGUUGAACCGGAGCUGCUCGAAACGCUUCGUUUCAACUUCUUUUCGCGUCAUCGUGAAGCGGGCGCAUCGAGCGAAGGGGCUUUGCUGGUGACGGACUCUGAGCUCCAAAUCCAGCUUGGGUUUUAGCUCCGAUCUGCCUUACCAUGUUCGGCUGGCUCGCCAAACCUGUCACGCUCAUUUCCACCAUCGCACUAUCCUCACUUUCGCUGUUGUCAAAGAGGUACCAGCGAGUGAGGUAUGGCUACCAUUUGUUGAUAUACGUGUCAACCUUGGGAGCUCUGAGUAUAUGGGGGGUUGUCGUCAGUGUACUAGCGUCCGUCACAGGACAGAGGCUCAACAUCAAUUACUAUGUCGCUCGAUCAUUCUACAACGUCUGCAGCCCUUUGAUCAACAUUCGAUUCAUUGUCGAAGGUGAAGAGCACUUGACCGGUCUGCUGAGAGGAGGUACCGAUGGACAAGGUCAAAGCGCUGUCCUCGUCGGAAAUCACCAGAGUUUCCUUGACAUCCUCUACCUUGGUCGAAUCUUCCCGCGUCAUGCUUCCAUCAUGGCCAAGAAGGAGCUGAAAUGGGCACCCCUUUUAGGACAAUAUUUGGCUCUGUCAGGGGCAGUCUUUGUUGACAGGAAAAACCGAGAUGCUGCGAGAUUGGCAUUAGAACAAGCGGGCGACAACAUGAAGAAGCGUCAGAUAUCUCUGUGGGUCUUCCCGGAAGGCACACGGACUCUGUCGGCAGAACCGACCCUCAAGACGUUCAAGAAGGGCGCAUUUCAUCUGGCUAUCCAGGCCAAAGUGCCGGUCGUACCUGUCGUUUGCGAGAAUUAUCAUCGCUUAUUCGAUGGCAAAUCGCGGUUAGACGAGGGAGUGCUGCGGAUACGAGUCCUUCCUGCCAUUACCACCGAGGGCAUGGGACCGGACGACGUGUCCGCUCUGACCCAAUCCACCCGUGAAAAGAUGGUUGCCACUCUUCGCGAAAUUUCAGCACCCGGACCUCUGGGACGGGGACCAGCCCGUGACGUGCCACCGCUGGAAAAGCUUCCUUCGGAGCAGCAGUUGGGUCAACCGACAGAGGGGAGGAGGCGGUCAUCAGACGACGGCAGUGUGGCAGACAGUCAAAAUGGUGAUAGUCGGAAUCGGGAAGAGGGACAAUGGGAUUCCACUACCGAGGACGAGAUGGACGAUGAUGCGGUGUUAUUGAAGAAACCGACUGGCUCAGUGAAUGUAUAGGAUUGCACGUAUGUAGCGGUGUCUGAAUUCCUCGCAGCUUCCAUGCAGG
Kockovaella imperatae is the source of this 1328-nucleotide messenger RNA. RefSeq names its product putative 1-acylglycerol-3-phosphate O-acyltransferase. The record is from RefSeq and is a predicted model, not a curated record. NCBI's taxonomy places the organism in Eukaryota, Fungi, Basidiomycota, Tremellomycetes, Tremellales, Cuniculitremaceae. Bases 200 to 1279 code for a protein of 359 amino acids. Gene Ontology annotation, biological process: phosphatidic acid biosynthetic process. The transcript is spliced from 6 exons. Gene Ontology annotation, molecular function: 1-acylglycerol-3-phosphate O-acyltransferase activity. Gene Ontology annotation, cellular component: endoplasmic reticulum; membrane.